This is a messenger RNA of Raphanus sativus (radish), 3092 nucleotides long. Its product is annotated as protein FAR-RED ELONGATED HYPOCOTYL 3. The transcript has 8 exons. Lineage: Eukaryota; Viridiplantae; Streptophyta; Magnoliopsida; Brassicales; Brassicaceae. Gene Ontology annotation, biological process: regulation of DNA-templated transcription. Gene Ontology annotation, molecular function: zinc ion binding. The record is from RefSeq and is a predicted model, not a curated record. Bases 289 to 2796 code for a protein of 835 amino acids.
GGUGCUGCUUUUAGACAGAGAAAAUAAAAAAUCCCUAGAAACCAAAGAAAAAAAAGAAGCAAUCGUGCCUCCUCCUCCGACGACCACUCGCUUCCUCAAAUCGCGUGAACAUCACUCGAUUUAUCUCUUCUCUCCCUUAUCAUUCGCAGAUCGAAAACCCCAACUCGCACCGAUCAGCGCGUGCCUCCUCCUCCUCCUCGCAACGAGAUUUCAGAUUGGUGGUUCCGAUUCUCCGCCGUGCUUCUCCAACCUCCACUUCUCUCCUUCAUCGUACGAAGUAAGCUUGCCAUGGACAUAGAUCUUCAUCUACACUCAGGUGACCUCCGCAAAGAAAGUGACGAUAACAACAACGUCUUGCACAAUUCAGACAUAGACAUUGGUAGUAAGAUCGAGGAGGAGGACGAUGUCGUCGUCAUGGGACACGUCACAACCUCUGAGUUGGUCGACUACACAGAAAGUAUAAACCUUGAGCCGCUUAACGGCAUGGAGUUCGAUUCACACGGCGAAGCCUACGCCUUCUACCAAGAGUACUCACGUGCCAUAGGGUUCAACACGGCGAUACAGAACAGUCGUAGGUCUAAGACCACGAGGGAGUUUAUAGACGCUAAGUUCGCUUGCUCUAGGUACGGUACCAAGAGAGAGUACGAUAACAAGUCUUUUAACCGUCCGCGAGCUAGACAGAGCAGCAACAAGCAGGACCAUCAUAAUAUGUCUGGUGGUGGUGGUGGUGGUGGGAGGAGGGCUUGCGCGAAGACUGAUUGUAAAGCUAGCAUGCAUGUUAAGAGACGGUCUAACGGGAAGUGGGUGGUUCAUAGCUUUGUCAGGGAGCAUAACCACGAGCUUGUGCCAGCUCAGGCUGUGACUGAGCAGGCGAGGAGGAUAUACGCUGCUAUGGCUAAGCAGUUCGCUGAGUAUAAGCUCUGUGACGCGAAGAGUUCUCACGAGAAAGGUCGGUCGGGAGUUGAGACAGGGGAUUUCAAGACUCUGCUUGAGUUCUUGGAGAGGAUGCAGGGUUUGAGUUCGAACUUUUAUUACGCGGUGGAUCUCGGAGAUGACCAGCGUGUGAAGAAUGUGUUUUGGGUUGAUGCGAAGAGCAGGGGCGGUUAUGUUAGUUUUUGUGAUGUUGUUUCUUUAGACACGACUUACGUGAGAAGCAAGUACAAGACGCCGCUUGCUAUUUUCGUCGGUGUGAAUCAGCAUUAUCAGUAUAUGGUUCUUGGAUGUGCUUUGCUAUCCGACGAGAGUGCGGUUACCUUCUCUUGGUUGAUGGAGACUUGGCUGAAGGCGAUGGGUGGACAAGCUCCGAAGGUUUUGAUCACUGAGCAAGAUUCUGUAAUGAACUCUGUUGUGUCUGUAGUCUUCCCUAACACUCGGCAUUGCUUUUUCCUUUGGCAUGUGCUGAGUAAGGUCUCUGAGAAUCUCGGUCACAAGGAAGAUUUUACGCAGAAGUUCGAGAAGUGUGUUUAUAAGUCAUGGAAGGAGGAAGACUUUGCGAGGAGAUGGUGGAAGAUUCUUGCUAAGUUCGGCCUCAAGGAAGAUCAGUCGAUGCAGUCUUUAUACGAAGACCGGAGGAAAUGGGCGCCGACCUACAUGAGUGAUGUUCUUUUGGCGGGGAUGUCCACACCUCAGAGAGCUGACAGUGUCAACGCUUUCUUAGACAAGUACUUGCACAAGAAGACCAGCGUACAAGAGUUUGUGAAACUAUACGAUACGAUUCUGCAAGAUAGAUUCGAGGAAGAAGCCAAGGCUGAGUCCGAGACGUGGAACAAGCAGCCGACGUUGAAGUCUCCGUCACCGUUUGAGAAGAGUGUCUCCGAAGUCUACACUCCCGCCGUGUUCAAGAAGUUCCAGGUGGAAGUUUUGGGCGCGAUCGCGUGUAGUCCGAGGGAGGAGAACCGAGACGCGACGUGCUCUACUUUUAGAGUUCAGGAUUUCGAGAACAGCCAGGAGUUUGUUGUGACAUGGAACCAGGCCAAGGCGGAAGUCUUUUGCAUCUGUCGGUUGUUUGAGUAUAAAGGCUAUCUAUGCAGACACACGCUCAACGUUCUUCAGUGCUGUCAUCUCUCUUCCAUCCCCUCGCAGUACGUACUGAAACGGUGGACGAAAGACGCGAAGAGCCGGCAGUUUUCAUCAGGAGAGCCGCCUCAGCAGUUGCAGACGAGGCUGCAGCGGUACAACGACUUAUGCCAGAGAGCGUUGAAGCUGAGCGAAGAGGCGUCAUGCUCUCAGGAGAGUUACAACGUUGCGUUCCUUGCGGUUGAAGAAGCUUUGAGAAACUGUGCUGGUGUUAAUACUUCCGGGAGAAGUGUUCCAGAUGUGGUCAGCUCACCAACUCAAGGUCUGGUUUCUGUGGAGGAGGAUAACCAGAGCAGAGGCGCAGGAGGCAAGGCGAGCAAGAAAAAGAAUCCAACGAAGAAGAGAAAAGUGAACUCAGAGCAGGAGGUUAUGCCGCCAGUUGCAGCGCCAGAGAGCUUGCAACAGAUGGAUAAGUUGAAUCCAAGGACAGUUGGCAUUGAAGGUUAUUACGGAGCACAGCAGAGUGUGCAAAAUAUGGUUCAGCUGGACUUAAUGGGUGGGGCAAAUCGCGAUAACUUCUAUGGGAAUCAACAAACAAUUCAAGGAUUGCGACAGUUGAACUCAAUAGCACCAAGCUACGACGGUUACUACACUGCUCAGCCAGGCAUCCAUGGACAGGGAGUAGAUUUCUUCCGUCCUCCCAACUUUCCUUACGAUAUCCGGGAUGAUCCUAAUGUGAGGACUACCCAGUUGCAUGAGGACGCGUCUAGACACUCAUAAACCAAACUGUGGCCUAAGGGCGAUCAAAUCUGAAAGAGCUAAAAUCUCUGCAGAACAGAAGCCAGCGUGUACUAGAAGAAGCUCAUUUGGCAAUCAGUUUUUUUUUUUGGAACAGAACAGAGAGCAUUCUCUGUUUUAUCAGCUCAAGUGUUAAAAAUCGGAUGUUGUAUUGUUAAUAUUGUUUCUGUUUGUACUUGAUAUGAUCCCCAAGCUUGAUCAUUGACUUUUAGAGAGAGAGAGAGAGCAGUGUUUAGAGGAUAUUUCUCUGUUUAUAUAAAUUUCGUUAAUUCUUUUGA